Molecule: messenger RNA, 1068 nt
Organism: Cinclus cinclus
Lineage: Eukaryota; Metazoa; Chordata; Aves; Passeriformes; Cinclidae
Gene: ADORA2B
Product: adenosine A2b receptor
Exons: 2
Coding region: 1-1068 (355 amino acids)
Biological process (GO): vasodilation; G protein-coupled adenosine receptor signaling pathway; adenylate cyclase-activating G protein-coupled receptor signaling pathway
Cellular component (GO): membrane
Molecular function (GO): G protein-coupled adenosine receptor activity
Source: RefSeq, a predicted model, not a curated record
AUGAGCAGCGCCUGCUCCCGGCGCUGGGCACUCGCCAUGGACACUGUGAAAACCACCUACAUCGUGCUGGAGCUCAUCAUCGCCGUGCUCUCCAUCGCUGGCAACGUGCUGGUCUGCUGGGCUGUGGCCAUCAACAGCACCUUGAAGAACGCCACCAACUAUUUCCUGGUGUCGCUGGCCGUGGCUGAUAUCGCCGUGGGGUUGUUGGCCAUCCCUUUCGCCAUCACCAUCAGCAUUGGCUUCCAGGUGGAUUUUCACAGCUGCCUCUUCUUCGCCUGUUUCGUGCUGGUGCUGACCCAAAGCUCCAUUUUCAGCCUGCUGGCGGUGGCCAUCGACAGGUACCUGGCUAUUAAGAUCCCACUGAGGUACAACAGCCUGGUGACCGGCAAGCGAGCGAGGGGACUCAUUGCAGUGCUGUGGCUCCUGUCCUUUGGGAUUGGACUGACCCCACUGAUGGGCUGGAAUAAAGCCAUGAGUGGCUGUCCCAAUGCCACCAACGAGACAGGGGCUGAGCCUGGGACACAGCCCCACGGGGGACAGAGCUGCUUCAUCUCGUGCCUCUUUGAGAACGUGGUGACCAUGAGCUACAUGGUCUACUUCAACUUCUUCGGCUGCGUGCUGCUCCCGCUCGUCAUCAUGCUGGGGAUCUACAUCAAGAUAUUCAUGGUGGCCUGCAAGCAGCUGCACCAGAUCGAGCUGAUGGGCAACUCCAGGACCACCCUGCAGAAGGAGGUGCAUGCAGCCAAGUCUCUGGCCAUCAUUGUGGGGCUUUUUGCAUUCUGCUGGCUGCCCCUGCACAUCUUGAACUGCAUCACGCACUUCCACAAGGACUUCUCCAGAUCCAAGCCCGAGUGGGUGAUGUACGUGGCCAUCAUCCUCUCCCACGCCAACUCUGUCAUCAACCCCAUCAUCUACGCCUACAGGAUCCGGGAUUUCCGCUGCACCUUCCGCAAGAUCCUCUCCAAGAUCCUCUGCAAGGCCGACGACUUCCCCAAGUGCCCCUCUGACAACAACCAGCACCUGACUGUCAUCAACAUCAGCUCCCCCGUGGCCUCGGUGACCGUAUGA